CGCAAAGCCCAGCGACGUUUCAGGCAAGUCGACGUACAGUACGUCAAUGCGGUAGUAGUGUAGCUUAGAGAGCCGUGUGUUAUCCUCUACAAUCGGUCCCAAACUGCCUUUCUGCCGGCAGGAACACAUUAAUUCGGUGAAGUGUCAUCCAAACCGCUAUGGGGAACGCAGAGAGCGGCUGCGGAGGAGGCAGCGGCGACGACGAAGACGUAGAAACGGAGAGCCCCGCUCUGGCGGAAGACAGUCCGGCCUCUGCGGCCACAGGCGGCGGAGGAGGCACCGGUCCCGGGAGAGGCGGAAGAGCACCCAAGAAUGUCGCCGUGCCCACCGGAGGACCGCCGAGCCCCGGUGUCCUUUUCGAACAAGUAAAACUAAGAGAAGCAGCGGCCCGUAUCAGCGACUCGGGAGUCGUCAUCCGGGAGUCUGUCCUGGCGGGGAACGAAGGAGUGCUGGUCCGGUGGCUGGAGGAGCGGCUCAACCGAGGGGAAGAGUCCGUCAAUGUGGAACAGUUUUGUGAGAUGUUGGAGAGCAGAGACGCCCCCAGGGACGAGUGUGAAGAGGCCUUUGGACAGUUCGAUGCCGAAGGAGACGGGGUGGUGGAUGUAGAGAGCAUGCUGAUCACUCUUAAGAAUUCCAACGGAGCUAAUCUACGGGGAGAGCUGAGUCAUGUAAUCAGACAGCUACAGGCGUGCUCCCUGACCCCAGGUUUUGUUGACAUUUUCUCCAAGAGCAAAGACCGCUUAGGCUCGCAUGCAUUCAAGAUCCUGAAAUUCUUGCACAGGAAUCAUAUUCCCAGCAGUGCCAUCCCUUUCCCUAUUUUGGAGGGCUACAACAGUAUCUGCACCAUGAGGUCUAGCGUCAUCCAGGACUUCCUCGAGUUCUUACUGCAAAAGGAAAAAGAUCUGGAUAUUCAGUACAGAGCAGAGCUGGACCGCGACCCGGAAGUGGACAAGGUCAAGGUGGUGACACAGUGCUACAGCUCCAUCGAAGCAUCAUCCAACGUCGCGGAUGUUUACAAGAUGACAAACGGGGAAACAUCGUCGUUCUGGCAGUCGGACGGCAGUGCACGCUCGCACUGGAUAAGAUUGAAACUGAAACCAGACUUGGUUUUGAGGCGUCUUGCCAUCGCUGUGGCGGCCAAUGACCACAGCUACAUGCCUCAACUGGUCUCGGUCAUGGUGGGCAAAAAUCGGCAUUCCCUGCACAAGAUCAGAGAUAUCCGCAUCCCCAGCAACGUGACGGGCUACGUUGCCCUCUUGGAGAACGCCAACAUCACACACCCCUACAUCCAAAUCAACAUCAAGCGGUGCCUGAGCGAUGGAUGCGAUACACGGAUCCAUGGUUUGAAGACACUGGGUUAUCAGAUCACCAAGAAUAAAGAGGUGUCCGUCUCGGAUGCUUCGGCCAUCUGGUACUUGUCUCUCCUCACCUCCUUGGUCACCGCCUCGAUGGAGACCAACCCUGCGCUGGCUCAGACUGUACUUCAGAGCACUCAGAAAGCGUUACAACACAUGCCACCAUUGUCCCUCACGCCGUCAUCCACCGACUUCCCCAAGUUCUUCUCCUUGAACAUCCUGGAGGAGGUGGACGCAUUUCUCCUGAGGAUAGCAGACUGCUGCGUGAGUCCUGAUGCUGAGCUGACCCUCCUCGCCUUCGCUCUGGCCAGAGGCAGUGUGGCCAAAGUGCUCCAAGCCCUUUCCUGCAUCAGCGAUCACUUACAGACGGAAUACAAGGCCUCCUCCCUCAUCGUUUCAAUGGCAUCCGUCAGGCUACAGCUUCUCUAUCGAAACGGGAAACCCCUUCAGCUGCACUUACAGGCCUGCGAUGUGAAGAGUAAAGAGGAGAAAUCAGGACCAGAGAACAUGUUUACAGAAUCCUCCACUGGAGAUGGUUUUCUCACCGAAAGUGGCAAGAAGAAAGCCAGCGUGAUCCUGUCUACCGAGGACCACACCAAUUUUCAGGUCACUCAAAUGAAGAUCAAUGUGCGAAAAGGGGCCAUUGGAGCGAAAUGUGGCUUGGUGUUUGCCUACAAGGACGAAGAACCGUUUGACGCAGAAAAACACUUCAAGAGGUUCAGCAAGUAUGACGCGUGGGACUACCGGGACUACAAAGACUUUGUACAAGACAACUUGAGGAUUCCAGCAGUGUCCGAGGAUGAUCCCAUUGGUUGGUUUGAGGUGGAGGAGGACUGGAAUGAUGUGGAGAUCAAGCUGCAGCAGUGUCGUGUCGCAAAGUUUCUGAUGGUAAAGUUCCUGUGCACCAGGCAGGACACCGCUGAGCGCCUCGGUGUGCAGUCUCUCAGCUUCAGCGGCUACUCCUGCGUUGAAACCGAGAAGCUGGGGGACCUUGACGACCUCAGCUCUGAGAGAGAGCACAGCAAACACGAUGCAGUCACUGGCCUUUGUCUUCUGAACAAAACCUUGUUCUUCAUUCAACAGCUUACGCAGGAUUUGGAUACCUCUCACUUAAAGUUAAAGUAUCUUCUGGACUUCACUGGGCUUAACCUGGAUCUCUUCUGGAGCUUCUACAGUAAACUGAUGGUGAUUGAGGGAGAAGAGGUGUCGAGGAGUCGAAUCCAUCUCCUCCAGUUACUGCAGAACUGUUUCCCCAUGCUGCCCAGCCCUUUGCCACCUCGGCCCGCCGAGGCCAGCGGAGCAUCGGUUGACCCGGCGGCAGACGGAGCGUCCGCAUCCGAGCCUGUCACUGAUUCUGUCAGGGCCGUUCAGGAGCUUUACUCUCACCUCUGCCACAUCGUGAAUGAGCCUGAGGGGGAGACAUUAGUGGAAAAAGCCUUACGCAAGGAGGCCGUGACGGCCAUUCUUAUUGGAGCGGCCGUCUUCUUCCCCGAUAAGCACAUCAGGCGGGACAGACUCUUCAACAUGAUGAAAAAUAUCACAGAAGAUCAGCUGCCGUCAAUCAAAGUGACGUUUGAGUCACUGUGUAAUUACUUCAGUGACCAGGAUCCGAGUGGCCUUCUGCUCCUCCCGCCUAAAGGCGCCCACGCAGACUUCGACAUCCACCCAAGUCUGGCAGUAAUGGAGACGCUGCUGCAGGUGGCAACACGAGAGUGUGAAGUUAUGAUGGUGGAUGAGAGCGGUGGAUCCAGUAGAACAGUGAUGCUGUCCUUGUUCUGGGCUCUGCAAGGUAGCCUCCUCUCUUGGUGCUACCUCCAACUCAAAGGAACCACCUCCACCGCUGCUACCAUGGAGCUGGCCAGAGACAUGCUAUUACAAUAUGUGAACCUGUUCUUGACCAGUAUUAAAGGCAUCCUCGGUUCCCUGCUGGAGAAAUACACCGGCACCGAGAUCACCAACAAACUAGGCGACUCCAUCUUUGCCACGGUCUUCAGACAGCUGCUGGUUUUCCUCCUGGAACUUUGCUCUUUGGACAUUCCUCACUGUCUGCUGCUCAAGAGCUUCUCGUCUCUGAUUGAACUCCUCAAAAGUCUCUCCAGUAGCACGGGAAACAUCUUUUCAAAGGACGACCAAGAGAGCUGGCACCAGCCCCAGCAGCCUGUGGUGCUCAGGACCUGGACCAUGGAGUCCUCCCAUAACUAUGAAGACAGCCGCCAUGAGACCAGCAUCUUCGCCUGCCCCGGUGCGACCUGCUUUGAAGUCGAGUUCGAUGAACGCUGCGAGACGGAGAAGAGGUAUGACUACCUGGAAUUCACUGACUCCAGGGGUGGGAAGUUUCGCUACGACAUGAAGGUUGGAACCGAGAAAUGGCCAAAGAAGGUAACGUUUGACACGGGCCCCCAGCUCCAGUUCCUGUUCCACUCUGACAGCAGCAAUAACGAGUGGGGUUACAAGUUUACCGUGACAGCUAUGGGUCUGCCCGACAUCACCAUUUCGUGGAUGUCUGACCUACAGCUGCUCGUGGCUCGCUUAAUGGGGCGUCUUGCCUCCAGAACGCUGGCGCUCAAAUCGCCUCAUGAGGUACGUUCUGUGAAAGAGCUUCCACCUUGGAAAGUGUCCCAUGUUCAGUCUUCACCUCUGUGGAAACCCAUUCUCCGACAUGGCUUGUGUGAAUCAAGGGACACGGGUCAGAACAAAUCAGUUCAGAUCAACACAUAUAAACCUGAUGACGUAAUGAGGUUCCUGGAGAACUUUGCCCGAUGGAACCCUUCCCAAGAGACGACAGACACCGGAACGGAGCUGUUGAGAAUCCUUGUGCAGUGCUGCAGAAAACAGGCAGUGAGGACUGAGGUCGCCACGGGGUCGAUGACGGACCAUGCGGUGAAUGCCAUUUGGGCGGCCAUGGUGUACCAUACACCCGCCCUCGUCCAUGCCUUGAAUACCUACGUCAAUCAGGAAUGCAAGGCCUGUUUCAGUGAGGACUUUGUGCAGGUGUAUUCGCUGGCUGACGGCAUCAGAACUUGGAUGUUGGAGAUGAAGCAGAGAUAUAUCGUGGGUAAAAUGAACGCUCCGGACGAGAAGGAAGGCGGUCCCGAUGAGGUUACUAUGGAGACACUAGCUGAGAUGUGCAUUGAAAAGUCCCUCCUGCUCUUCAGGUUUUCCCCUUGCGGCAUGCUGGCCGCGGACUGUGAUUGGUCCAAAACUGCAGAGGGCAGCAGUGCUCCUCUUCACCGCCCUAUCUCAAUCUCCGAAGACGACUUCCAGGCCAGCUCCUCGCUUGAGCAUCCGACAGUGUCAGUGUCAGACAACGUUGAGGCCAAGCCAGGACAUAGCCACGUCCCAAUCCCCUCGUGUGUGCACUGCAAGGCAGGCCACAAAGGCUCCACAGAGAGCCUCUCAUCCUGGGGAGCCGGGAGUCCGGCCUCUCCUUCUGCCUUAUCCCACAAAGCCUCAUUCAGCCGGGCACGACUGCGUCUCCUCUCAUGCCGCUCUAUGGAAGAACCCUGCUCGACCCCCUCUAUCAGGGAUCGCUACCAAGUUCUCAAACACAUACUGAACUUCAUAAAGGACAAUGCUCUCACAACAGCAAAUAUCCUGCAGACCCUGUCCCUGAACAAGGCCCAGGCUGUUAGUGUGUGCAGAGUCCUGGAGAUCGUUCAAGAGUGUUUGCAUUCCCUGGGAAAGCCGCACCUUUUCCAAGCCCCCUGCAUCCUGUUUCUACAGGAACUGUUGACAUGUCAGAAAGACUUCACCAGUUAUUUCUCUCAGCUGUCAGACAGCGAGCGAGAGCUCGGAGAACAAGUGCGGCGAUCCUACCAUCAGCUGAUCCUCAUCCUGGUCGAGGCGGUCCAAGGUUUCAAUAGCCUCAAUGAAAAAGCUCUUCUACCAGCCCUGUCUUGUGUGCAAACCUGCUUGUUGCACCUCCUAGACAUGAAUUGGGAUGUGCACGACCUUCCUCUGUUUCUCAACAUCAAGCUUCCUGAACUCCUGCUAAGCAUGUCCCAGGAGAACAUUAGCGUUCAUGACAUUGCCAUCAGUCAGUGGACAGAAGAGGAUGAAAUUGCAGACUACAAAAAGAACCAGGAGUGGAUGGGCGAGUGUAUGGACGGCAUGUUUGAAAAGUGGUAUGACAAAAUCGAUGAAGAGGACUCCAUGGAGGACAGACGAAAGAUGCACAUGUUUAUUGCCCGUCAUUGUGACCUGCUCAAUGUUGUGAUCUCCUGUGACGGCUGUGAGAGGAUGGCACCUUGGCACCGCUACCGGUGUCUGCAGUGCAUGGAUAUGGACCUCUGCAAGACCUGCUUUCUCAGCGGCGCCAAGCCUGAAGGCCACGAGGAUGACCACGAGAUGGUGAACAUGGAGUACGCCUGCGACCAUUGCCAGGGGCUCAUUGUCGGCAGCAGGAUCAACUGCAACGUGUGCGAAGACUUUGACUUGUGCUUUGGCUGUUACAACGCAAAGAAAUACCCUGACAGCCACCUGCCCACUCAUCGCAUCACAGUUUUCCCGAUGGUGACCAUUCGAAUAAGUGACCGUCAUCGCUUGAUCCAACCGUACGUGCACAACUACUCCUGGCUUCUGUUUGCCGCUUUGGCCCUCUACACGUCUUCAGAAGUGAGCACUAAGAACCAGAUAGAGGGCCAAUCUCUAGACGGCGUCACCCUGGGUCAGGCCUCAGCCUUGCAGACGUGCUGCUCCAAGCUCAUCACCGAUUGCUUGCUCAAAGGCCAGACCAGAAAAGGUCUUCGUUCUUCAGCCUUGCUCAAUCUGCUGCUGUCCAACGAAUCGGCCUCCGACAGUGAGCUCUGUCCAGUCUCCCCGGAGUCUCUCUCUCAGGAGGUCAGCACCGCCACCGACACCUCGUCUCUCCCUGGCAGCACUGCAGCCGUCUGCUCCCCUUCUUCACCUAAAGACAAGAGUAAGCCAUCGGGAAAAGACCAAAAGCCAAAGGAGGUGAACUCUCCUCUGACGGCUCCUUCAGAAAUGUUUUUACCACAGAGUACAACGGAAAUUGAGAAAAGGAGGCUCGUUACACAAGAUACUUUGGAGUCAGUCAGCCUCAGUAAAACACCUUCUGUGUCCAGCGAGGACCCCCUUUCCCCUGUCAUCAGACCUUCAGAGCACAGCCCGGCAUCGGACACUGUAAAGGAGACGGAUGACCUGCUGCCCAAGGUUCCCCUCCAGGAACACGUCUUUUCAGAAUGCUCCAGAGAGAGGAUCCUUGGACUUUUAGCAGCCAUGCUGCCACCAGUCAAACCGGGGAGCACUCUGUGUCUGCCAAGCGUGAGCGCCAUCCUGCACCAGCUUUUCAGGGUCGUCAUUUCCAAUGCUGGUUCUCUCAAUGAGACAUACCACCUCACUCUGGGCCUACUGGGACAGUUACUGAUGCGAAUCCCUCCGAUUGAGGCCGACUGCGCCGUCACCGAGGCCCUGACGGACAAAUAUGAGCUGCUAACACAGGGAGAGGCAGCCAUUUCCGACACCAAUGGCUGGAAGACGAUCCAGUUGCUCUUCUGCUUGGGAGCCGUUUGUUUAGACAGUCGUAUUGGUCUGGAUUGGGCCUGCACAGUUGCAGAUAUUUUGCACAAUCUCAACACUUGUCCCGAAUGGAGCACCGUCAUCGCUGCCUUCACUGACCAUUGCAUUCUGCAGCUUCCACAAACUCUCAAACGUACCAACCUCUUCACUCUGCUGGUGUUAGUGGGAUUUCCCGAGGUGCUGUGCGUUGGCACACAGACGGUGUUUGUUGACAACGCCAACGAACACCACAACAUGAUCUUGCUCAAACAUUUUACUGAAACAAACCAAGCGGCCGUGGUGGACAUUAAGACACGCAAGAGAAAAACAGUCAAGGACUAUCAACUCAUCCAGUCUCAGGAUUCGACAGCAUGCCUUCCGGGGCAGGCGGAGAGCCAGUGUUCUCCUAAGACGCUGCUCAGCCGCUACCUGGCCAACUUCAUCUCCAUCAUCUGCCACCUGCUGCAGACCGGCCAGGAAAAUUGUUCUCCCGAUGCUGUGGAGGCGUCCUGGGUUCUCUCCUUGGCGCUUAAAGGCCUCUACAACACAGUAAAGAACAUCGGAGUGGCGCAGGCUCAGGAAGCCAUCCGCCAGUCGGGAUUGACGCAGCUGCUCGUGAGGAAGUGCAGCAAAGGGACGGGCUUCAGCAAGCUGUGGUUGUUGCGAGAUCUAGAAAUUCUCUCCAUCAUGCUAUAUUCCUCCAAGCGGGAAAUACAUUCCAUGGCUCAGGACCCCGAGCGGGACCAAAGGGAGCAGGAUAAAGAGCACGACUCGGAUCACUCCAGCAGCAUCGCCGACGACACGGACGUCAACAAGCCCGAUCCUCUAGACGGUCUCGAUGAAGAGACGAAGAUUUGCUUUCAGAUUACCCAUGAUGCCUUAAACGCGCCUCUACCCAUUCUACGAGCCAUGUAUGAGUUGCAGAUGAAGAAAACAGACUCUUUCUUUCUGGAGGUGCAGAAAAGAUUUGACGGAGAGGAGAUUAAAACAGACGAGACAAUCCGCACUUUAGCUCAGAAAUGGCAGCCAACCCGACGACCUCACUCAGAGGAGCGAAACAUCAAGGCUGUUGACACCGAUAUGAUUGUGGCGUCCUGCAUCUCUAAACCCGGUCAAUGUGACAAAGCCACGGAGGAGAUCAACGUCGUGACGCAGCGACUCAUCACCAACUCGGAAAGCGACCUGCAGCUAAGCUACGCCAAACAACGACGCACAAAAAGCUCGGCUUUGCUGCACAAAGAACUGGAUGUUCGCAGCAAUCGGGCGGUCGGUCAGUACUUGGUGAAGGUCAACCACGCCAUCGCCACGCUGUACGCCCGUCACGUGCUCGCGUCACUGCUGGCCGAUUGGCCUGUUGAGGCACAGUUGAGCGAGGAGGCCUUAGAACUGAACGGUGCAUCUCACAUGGCCUACAUUUUGGAUAUGUUAAUGCAGCUGGAGGAGCGGCCGCUGUGGGAGAAGAUUCUCCAAAGGGUAUUGAAAGGCUGCAGCCAAAGUAUGCUAUGCAGCUUGUCCCUCACUGCCUGUCAGUUCAUGGAAGAGCCUGGUAUGGCCGUGCAGGUCAGAGAAUCCAAACACCCGUACGACAACAACACUAACUUUGAGGACAAGGUGCACAUCCCAGGGGCCAUCUACUUGUCUGUGAAAUUCGAUUCCCGCUGCCACACAGAGGAAGGUUGUGAUGAAUUUAUCAUGUCCAGCAGUAGCGACUUCCUGCAGGACGUCCACAUCUUCAGUGGCUCCCCUCAGAAAUGGUCUGAUUUUGAGAUUCCAGGUGACACCCUGUACUACAAGUUUACGUCAGACAUGAGCAACACAGAGUGGGGCUACAAGUUCACCAUCACAGGAGGUCACAGGGGUCGCUUCCAGACAGGUUUCGAGAUCCUGAAACAAAUGUUGACGGAUGACCAAGUGCUCGGUCAGCUGCCAUUGGCCGAUAUCUGGGAGUGGCAAGUGGGCGUGGCGUGUCGCCAAACGGGGAACCAGAGACUCAAAGCUAUUCACUUGUUGCUACGUCUCCUGCAGUGUCAAUCCCAGACAGCCUAUGUGCUGACCCUGCUUCGACCUCUGUGGCAGCUCUUUAUGUCAAUGGAAAACAACUUGAGCCAGGACCCGACCAGCAUCACUGUACUGCUGCCUCUUCACAGAGCUCUCACAGAACUCUUCUUCAUAGCAGAGGCCCGCGCCAUUACACAGGGAGUCCUCCAGGAGUACCUGUUAGCAAUGACCACUGAUGAGCAACUCCUGAAUCACACAGCGUUGGCUCUGAAGAACAUCGCCGCCAUCAGCCUGGCUAUCAAUUACCCCAAUAAAUCUACCAAGCUGCUCAACGUGUCCACAUGAGGGAUUCGGACUCAGAGCGACCAUGAAGGGUGAGGGAGAAAACGCUCCCACUUAGCAGCCAGUGCUUUUUUUUUUUUUUUUAAUUCCUGUGACAGGAAACCAACUGGCGGCUCUCAGCAGCACUACGGACUCGAACUGCUGAAGCCGACUCAAAAGAGCACCUUUUACACUUCCUCACAACCCCCUUUGCCUUAGGUGAAGCCCAUACGUCUCAUGUGCAUUCACAUGUGGAUAAUGUGCUCCUUUUUUUUUUUAAAUUAUGUAUUUUUUUUUACUGGAUGAUGAUAAUGAUGCUGUGAUGAAGGACUCGGAUUUUUGCCAAAUUCCCAGCGUUUACCCCUUUUGCCUGUUUUUAUUCAAUCCGCAACAAGAGCCUCCCGGUGGGGGGGGUUAUGCAGUCGAGCGCCAUGAAAAACGGGUCACACAAAACGCCUUAGUCGUCUCAGCGGAUAUGCAGAGCAUCCUAAAAUACUGUCCGGGACAGUGAAGUCUUAUUUGCCGUCACAGGGGGAAAAAAAAGCUGAACUAUUUCCUUUUCUCCUAUGCUAGGUUCUUUCUUUCCAGGCGACCACGCAAUGAGAACGACAGUAGUAUUCCGAAUGGGAAGGGGGCGGGGCUCAUGUUCCAGGAUAUAAUAAUCAGUAUGUGUAAAACAUGUAUGUGUGCCAGAUAAACUUGAUGCCAUA
Molecule: messenger RNA, 9901 nt
Organism: Doryrhamphus excisus (bluestripe pipefish)
Lineage: Eukaryota; Metazoa; Chordata; Actinopteri; Syngnathiformes; Syngnathidae
Gene: zzef1
Product: zinc finger, ZZ-type with EF hand domain 1
Molecular function (GO): calcium ion binding; zinc ion binding
Source: RefSeq, a predicted model, not a curated record